AUGGCUAGUCAACCAGAGGGCGUGGCUUACACUGUCAAUGAUCAUCAUAAUGAACAGCAUAUACCAAACCGUCCACAGACAAGCCAGCGGAAAUCCUCCUUCUCAGAAGCCCUCACCAAACUCACCUCAAAUACCUUCAAUAGACGGCGUACAAAUACAGGCAUCCCAAGCUCUACUUCUUCAAUUGCCAUCAACCACCAUUCUCGCAUACCAACUCCAGCGGGCAUCGACCGUAGCACCUCAUUCUUCAGCACCCUUAACACCUUUGCUUCCAAGUCCACCACAUCUACGAGCGAGGAAAGCCCACAGCCACCCCUCACCAAACGCUCUCGCAAGAUCUCUGAACGUUUAGCUCAGACUCCAUUCUUCAGUCACCAGCAUCAGCAACAGUGCGCCUUGACACCUAGAAAUAACCGCGAAUCAAGCGUCAAAAUCGAGCAACGAGGCCUAAUGCAGCCAGUUCAUCCGCCGCUGCCUCGCAGCAACACGAUCGGUAACCUCGGCCAAAGCCAACAGAGCUCACCUCACACGCCUGGCUUCAUGCGUCCGACAACCAGCAGCGCUCGUCGUAGCAGCACAAUGGGACGCAGUAAUACCGCAGCACCUAGCAGCAUGGCGGGGGGUAGCAGUAUUGCAGUGCAAUGCCAGAGGAAUUCUUCUCUACGUACCAUCACAGGCUCCAGCACUCCGAGCAAGACCCCAACACAGGCACGUCAAGUCCCAGCCGACGCGUUCCCCGCCCGUAACGACAGUCUCGUAUCUGCUCCCAGCAUGACAGACGGGCCAGGGCCAGCUUCCGAAUCAGAGACUAACUCAACUGAUUACAGCGAUGGAGCGAAUUUUCAGGUCACUAAUCAGCAUGCUGAUGAGAUAGUUAUGACCAAAGAGAGCGAUAACGGUAAGCCCAAGGCAUCGGCUGACCACAUGUAUCAAAUUCGCCGAGGUCCUCAAGCCAAAGACGCCAAGAGAGGCAUCUUGAAGUCCAACAACAAGAACCACAAUCUCAGCGAAGAUCUCAGCAACCUCUACGUCGACGGCGAGGUGGAUAGCAGCAAGGGGGAGCGCGAUAUCGAUGAAAUGAAGGCUCGCAGCGAUCAAGGUACACUGGAGUAUUCAGAACGUACAGGAUCUCCUGAAUCUUCGAACCCGCGUUUGGUAAGGAUCUUCCCCACUCCACUCAUUCUUAUCCCCUUGCAUCCUCUCCUCGUUGUGACCCCUCUGAAACCCCUUCCCCCUAGUUCCUCCCAGCUAAUGCACCACCACCGCCAGAUCCAUGAAGCCCAGGCCCCCAUGUGGUGGCUAGGCCGCUACACGGCCCUCUCAGACCGUUUCCGCACCAGUGCCCUUCCCUCCCCGCCCUCUUCGCCCUCCAGACCCCAAUCCUCUAAAACCGAAUUCUCCUCUAUGAACGAAUCCUCUCAAACUGGGCUUACCUCAGCCUCCAGCUCCAACGCAAACCACCCCAUGCAUGACACGGAUCGCCGCAACCGCCGCGUCUACAUCCACCUGCGCUCUCUCUGCACGACCGAGGAGGCGCGCGCCAGCUUGGACGAAUUCAAGGGGAUCAUGGAAGCGAGGGAGAAGAAGAUAACAGCGGGUUCGCAAGGCAAAACUGUGAAGGAAAAGCAGGGGUGGUUGGAGGGGUUGAUGGGGAAGAAGAAAAAGGGGGAGAAGUGA
Molecule: messenger RNA, 1677 nt
Organism: Letharia lupina
Lineage: Eukaryota; Fungi; Ascomycota; Lecanoromycetes; Lecanorales; Parmeliaceae
Exons: 1
Coding region: 1-1677 (558 amino acids)
Source: RefSeq, a predicted model, not a curated record